This is a messenger RNA of Clarias gariepinus (North African catfish), 911 nucleotides long. It is a transcript of the gene ppcdc, whose product is annotated as phosphopantothenoylcysteine decarboxylase. The transcript is spliced from 5 exons. Bases 179 to 796 code for a protein of 205 amino acids. Gene Ontology annotation, biological process: coenzyme A biosynthetic process. The record is from RefSeq and is a predicted model, not a curated record. Gene Ontology annotation, molecular function: phosphopantothenoylcysteine decarboxylase activity; FMN binding. NCBI's taxonomy places the organism in Eukaryota, Metazoa, Chordata, Actinopteri, Siluriformes, Clariidae. Gene Ontology annotation, cellular component: phosphopantothenoylcysteine decarboxylase complex.
UGCAGUGUUGACGGAAGUGAAAGAAAGAGAGCAACAGAAUUUCGAAAAACCCUUUCCAGCAUGAAUCUAGUUUUUAAUUUGACUUAAAGCGCCACACGUUGACAAACAAAUCGCCCGCCUAUGACGUUGAGAGAAAAUCUGUUAUUUUAAAACAAAUUUCGGGUAACUAGCUCGUGCAAUGCAGCCCACCUGUGAGUGCGCUAGCGGUAGCACAGCGCAGAAUCUGAGUUCUACUGGUUCCAGAUUUCGCGUUCUCCUGGGUGUAACCGGUAGUGUUGCAGCACUAAAGGUCCCUUUGUUAGUAUCUCAACUUCUUGAAAUCCGGGGGAUUGAUGUACGGGUAGUCACCACCCAACACGCCACCCAUUUUUAUAAAGUGGAUGAGAUUCCUGUCCAUGUCUACACAGACAAGGAUGAGUGGGAGAUGUGGAAAACACGCACUGACCCUGUGCUACACAUAGAGCUGAGACGGUGGGCCGACCUGCUAGUCAUUGCACCAUUAGAUGCAAACACACUUGGCAAGAUAGCCAGUGGGAUUUGUGACAAUCUUCUGACAUGCAUUGUAAGAGCGUGGGAUAUGAGUCGUCCUCUACUCUUUUGUCCUGCCAUGAACACGGCCAUGUGGCAGCAUCCGAUCACGGCCCAGCAAGUAGCUACACUUCAGGGCUUUGGCUAUGUGGAGAUUCCCUGCAUUUCUAAGAAGUUGGUCUGUGGAGAUGAAGGCAAAGGUGCAAUGGCAGAGGUGUCAACUAUUGUGGAUGCAAUUCAACAGUAUCUUCCAAGACCAUCUAUUUAAAUCAUGAAAAAUUUUACAUAUAUUAAUAUAAAUCAAAUUGCAGAUAUAAUGUUAAAACAAGCAAGGAAAGUUUGUAAUUUUACUGAUGAAAGAUGUAAUAAUUGUUUCCAUAACU